UUCCUACUUCAGAUGAAAUAAAUAUGACACCAGAGUCAUCUCCCGAAUUGGCCAAGAGGUCAUGGUUUGGUGGUCUUAUGGGAAUGGAGCAAGAACAUCACUUUGUCAUGGUCAGAGAAAAGAGUUUCUCUCAAGUCAAAGCUGACCUUGUCCAUGCAUUCCUCUCA
This is a messenger RNA of Candidula unifasciata, 167 nucleotides long. NCBI's taxonomy places the organism in Eukaryota, Metazoa, Mollusca, Gastropoda, Stylommatophora, Geomitridae. The record is from the annotation of a GenBank genome assembly.